CCCUCCCCUCCCCUCUUAUCCCGAUCCCUCCUCACAUAAUGUGUUGCUCAUAUCAUCAAACUUCGGGUCCGCGUCCGUGACCAGGACUCCGACCAGAACCAAACCCACCCGAAGGCAAUCAACACCUCCCCAGAAAGGAAAGAAAGAAAGAAACAGAAGUCCCACUUUAAGGGGCCGAAAGCGGCGCCAUUCAGCGUGAAACCCCGCAGACUCGCCUGCAGGCGGACCCGGCGAGCAGCACCUUGGGAGACGCUGGUCCAUUCGCGCGCAACGGACGACAAGCAGACAGGGCUCGAUCCGAGUGUCAGGGAAUCGAACCCGAACGCACAAAACCAAAGCAAGGUCACCUUGUGUGGAGUCCAACACAGCUGAGGCUCAGGUCUUUUUGUCUUCUUCUUCAUCUCGGAGUGGUUCAAAGAGUACCAGCAGUAGUCUCUCCUUCCGGACAGAGGAUUCACUUUUUAUUAGUGGGGAACAGCACUUCACCUGGACCCACAUUAUCACGGCUCGGGAGUGAUGGCGGCAUCUGCACCCUCCUCCUCUGGCGGCGAGCCGGAUCCCAACUCCACCAAUUUACGACCACCGGGCUCAAGCUAUGAUGCCUGGUGUGGAGUUGCCCAUGGAUGUACUAGGAAAUUGGGAAUGAAGAUAUGUGGGUUUUUGCAGAAGAACAACAGUUUGGAGGAAAGGAGCCGGAUUGUGAGUUCCUUCAAAGAGCGCGCGGCCAGGAACCUGAUGUCCUGCGAUAACGCGGGAGAAGAUGCGCAUUUCAGACGCGCGGAGAACGACUUCUCCAACAUGUUCGCAAGAGAUCUGUUGCCUGCCAAAAAUGGAGAGGAACCGACCAUGCAGUUUCUGCUGGAGGUUGUGGAAAUCCUCACCAACUACGUGCGGAAGACUUUCGACAGAUCCACCAAGAUUCUGGACUUCCACCACCCCCACCAGCUGCUGGAGGGCAUGGAGGGCUUCAACCUGGAGCUCUCUGACCAGCCCGAGUCUCUGGAGCAGAUCCUGGUGGACUGCAGGGACACCUUGAAGUACGGAGUGAGAACAGGUCACCCCCGGUUCUUUAACCAGCUGUCCACUGGAUUAGAUAUCGUUGGCUUGGCAGGGGAGUGGCUCACCUCCACGGCCAACACUAACAUGUUUACCUAUGAGAUCGCCCCUGUCUUUGUGCUCAUGGAGCAGCUGACUCUGAAAAAGAUGAGGGAGAUGGUCGGCUGGCCUGGUGGAGAGGGCGAUGGGAUAUUUUCUCCAGGAGGAGCAAUCUCCAACAUGUACAGUGUGAUGAUUGCCAGAUACAAGUUCUUCCCUGAAGUUAAGACCAAAGGCAUGGCAGCUGCACCCAGGCUGGUCCUCUUCACCUCGGAGCACAGCCACUAUUCCAUCAAGAAAGCCAGUGCCGCUCUGGGCUUUGGGACUGAGAACCUGAUCCUUUUGAACACAGAUAAGAGAGGGAGGGUCAUUCCUGCUGAUUUGGAAGCCAAAGUAAUAGAGGCCAAGCAAAAGGGCUAUGUUCCAAUGUUCGUGAACGCCACCGCCGGCACCACCGUCUAUGGGGCCUUUGAUCCCAUCAAUGAAAUUGCAGACAUCUGUGAAAAGUACAACAUGUGGCUUCACGUGGACGGAGCCUGGGGAGGAGGCUUGCUGAUGUCCAGAAAGCACAAACACAAGCUGAAUGGAAUAGAGAGGGCCAACUCGGUCACCUGGAACCCUCAUAAAAUGAUGGGAGUGCCGCUGCAGUGCUCUGCCGUUCUGGUCAGAGAGUGGGGAUUGUUACAGGGCUGCAACUCCAUGUGUGCCGAUUACCUCUUCCAGCCGGAUAAACAGUACGACGUUACAUACGAUACGGGUGACAAGGCCAUUCAGUGUGGACGGCACGUCGACAUCUUCAAGUUCUGGCUCAUGUGGAAGGCAAAGGGAACAGUAGGGUUUGAACAGCACAUUGACAACUGCCUGGAUCUGUCAGCGCACCUCUACAAUAAAGUGAGGAACCGAGAGGGCUUCGAGAUGGUGUUCGAUGGAGAGCCGCAGCACACUAAUGUGUGUUUCUGGUACAUUCCACCGAGUCUGCGCGGCUUACCUGACGGCGACGAGAGGCGGGAGAGUUUGCACAAGGUGGCCCCAAAGAUCAAGGCGAUGAUGAUGGAGUCGGGGAGCACGAUGGUGGGUUACCAGCCGCAGGGAGACAAGGUCAACUUCUUCCGCAUGGUCAUCUCGAACCCCGCUGCCACCAGGUCAGACGUGGACUUCGUGAUCGAGGAGAUCGAGCGACUGGGCGCCGACCUGUAAGAGCCGCACCGAAAGCCAUUCAGCCGCCACUCCGCAAAGCACUGAGCCGGGCGUCAUUUCCCUUUUGCCUCAUAAAGACGUUGAAUGUUACUUACAGAUCUUCUCUGGCAAUGUACAAGAAAUAACA
Gasterosteus aculeatus aculeatus (three-spined stickleback) is the source of this 2419-nucleotide messenger RNA. RefSeq names its product glutamate decarboxylase 1. Gene Ontology annotation, biological process: GABA biosynthetic process. Gene Ontology annotation, molecular function: pyridoxal phosphate binding; glutamate decarboxylase activity. Lineage: Eukaryota; Metazoa; Chordata; Actinopteri; Perciformes; Gasterosteidae. Gene Ontology annotation, cellular component: cytoplasm; presynaptic active zone. The record is from RefSeq and is a predicted model, not a curated record.